UAGACGCGCUACAACCUUCGUUCGUUUAUUUUUCAAACUUUCUUUGAUUCACGAUUGAUUCGGUGUUGUUUCAAGCUGGGUCCUCGCGCCGUGUUACCAAAACACGCACUGAGAUUUGCAGAAGUAAAGUAAAGUGACUCUCGGAGAGGAAGUUUCUCACGGCCCGCAGGAUGAUCCACAGCCUGUUCCUGGUGAGCACGGCGGGCCACAUCUUCCUGGAGAAGCACUGGAAGAGUGUCAUCAGCCGCUCCGUGUGCGACUACCUGUUCGAAGCUCAGGGCAAGGCGAGCGCCCCCGAGAACGUGCCGCCGGUGAUCGCGACCCCGCACCACUAUCUGAUCAGCGUCUACCGCGACAGGAUCUUCUUUGUGGCCGUCAUCCAGACGGAGGUGCCGCCGCUCUUCGUCAUCGAGUUCCUGCACCGGGUUGCCGAGACUUUCCAGGAUUACUUUGGGGAGUGUUCGGAGGCCUCCAUCAAGGACAACGUGGUGAUCGUCUACGAGCUGCUCGAGGAGAUGCUGGACAACGGCUUUCCGCUGGCCACUGAGGCCAACAUCCUGAAGGAAAUGAUCAAGCCUCCCACAAUUCUGCGCUCCGUGGUCAACACUAUCACAGGGAGCAGUAAUGUUGGAGGAACGCUGCCCACAGGCCAGCUGUCGAACAUCCCUUGGCGGCGUACAGGAGUGAAGUACACCAACAACGAGGCAUACUUUGAUGUGGUGGAAGAAAUAGAUGCUAUUUUGGACAAGUCAGGAACCGUCGUGUUUGCCGAAAUCCAGGGUGUAAUCGAUGCUUGUGUGAAGCUCUCUGGGAUGCCAGACCUGACGCUGUCUUUUGUGAACCCCCGUCUCCUCGAUGAUGUGAGCUUCCACCCCUGCGUACGCUUCAAGCGCUGGGAAGCAGAGCGGGUGCUCUCCUUCAUUCCCCCUGACGGAAACUUUCGACUAAUGUCAUAUCACGUCAAUGCCCAAAACUUGGUUGCCAUUCCUGUGUAUGUGAAGCAGAACGUCAGUUUCUUUGAGACUGGGUCUUCGGGCCGUCUUGACAUUACAGUGGGGCCCAAACAAACGAUGGGGAAAACAAUUGAAGAUGUGGUGAUAACAGUGCACAUGCCCAAGGUGGUGCUCAACGCCAACCUUACUACCAACCAGGGGACCUCUACCUACGACCCUGUAACCAAGGUGCUGGUUUGGGACAUUGGAAAACUUAACCAGCAGAAGGUGCCGAAUCUGAAGGGGAGUCUCAGUUUGCAGUCUGGCGCUCCUCGGCCUGAUGAGAACCCUACGCUCAACAUUGACCUCAGAAUUCAGCAACUCGCCAUCUCAGGCUUGAAGGUGAACCGUCUUAAUAUGUUUGGAGAAAAAUAUAAGCCAUUCAAAGGGGUCAAAUAUGUGACCAAAGCCGGGAAGUUCCAAGUGAGGACAUGAAUUACUGAAUGUAUUUUAUAUAUAGAAAAACCAUUGUGCCAAAAAGUCAUUCUGGUGCCAUUCAAGGCCAGUCUUAUUAAAUAUACAGAUUUUUUGGGCAAAUACGUUCUCUAGCACAACAUGUGAGAGAGAGUAGAAUCUGGUAUUUCACAGACUUGCAAAUAAGCAAAAGCCUCAGAUGUCUUAAAAGGGAAUUAAUAGUACAGAUCUGGGAUUUACCUUUUUUGCAUAAAAAGGUAAAUUAGUUAU
Molecule: messenger RNA, 1676 nt
Organism: Scleropages formosus (Asian bonytongue)
Lineage: Eukaryota; Metazoa; Chordata; Actinopteri; Osteoglossiformes; Osteoglossidae
Gene: ap3m1
Product: adaptor related protein complex 3 subunit mu 1
Exons: 9
Coding region: 171-1427 (418 amino acids)
Biological process (GO): intracellular protein transport; vesicle-mediated transport
Cellular component (GO): clathrin adaptor complex
Source: RefSeq, a predicted model, not a curated record